UCUUGGUAUACACAUACAUAGGCAAAAAUAAAAAUGGUGUUAAUGGAAUGCCAAUGGUUAUUUUCAACUCCAAGUGUCCCUUUGGCAUCAGCAAUAUUCACCAUGCUGGCGCUAAUAGGAGGAUUAUUGGGUUAUAUGUAUGGGCCCUAUUGGAGGUUAAGGAAAGUUCCAGGCCCACCAUCUCUGCCUCUGGUAGGACACCUUCCUUUGCUGGCUAAGUAUGGCCCUGAUGUAUUCUCAGUCCUCACCAAACAAUAUGGUCCAAUCUACAGAUUUCAUAUGGGAAGACAACCACUAAUAAUCGUAGCAGACGCAGAGCUUUGUAAAGAGGUGGGAAUAAAAAAAUUCAAAGACAUUCCUAACAGAAGCAUUCCCUCUCCUAUUUCUGCUUCCCCUCUUCACCAAAAUGGUCUCUUCUUCACUAGGGAUUCACGAUGGUCAACCAUGCGAAAUACCAUAUUGUCGGUAUACCAGCCAUCCCACUUAGCCAGCUUAGUCCCUACAAUGCAAUCAUUUAUAGAAUCUGCAACACAAAACCUUGACACCCCAAAAGAAGACAUAAUCUUUUCUGAUCUUUCCCUCAGGCUAGCAACUGAUGUGAUUGGAGAGGCAGCAUUUGGUGUCAACUUUUGUCUCUCUAAGCCUCAUUCAGUUUGUGAAUCAAUCAAAAGUGUUAACAAUAUAGGGGAUGCAGGUGAUAAUGAUGAUGAAGUAUCAGAUUUCAUCAAUCAACACAUUUACUCCACAACACAACUUAAGAUGGACUUAUCUGGUUCCUUCUCCAUCAUACUUGGUCUACUUGCCCCUAUACUUCAGGAGCCAUUUAGGCAGAUUUUUAAGAGAAUACCAGGCACUAUGGACUGGAAAAUUGAGUGUACUAAUAGAAAAUUGAGUGGUCGUCUUGAUGAGAUUGUUAAAAAGAGAAUGGAAGACAAGAACCGAACUUCAAAGAAUUUCUUAUCACUCAUACUGAAUGCAAGAGAAUCAAAGACUGUAUCAGAAAAUGUCUUUUCACCUGACUACAUCAGUGCUGUUACUUAUGAGCACUUACUUGCUGGGUCAGCUACCACAUCCUUUACGUUGUCAUCAAUUGUCUACUUGGUUGCUGGGCAUCCAGAAGUUGAGAAAAAGUUGCUUCAAGAGAUUGAUGGAUUUGGCCUAGCUGAUAGGAUACCUACUGCUCAAGAUCUUCAUGGCAGUUUUCCUUACCUUGAUCAGGUGAUUAAAGAGGCGAUGAGGUUUUACACUGUCUCCCCAUUGGUUGCAAGAGAAACAUCAAAUGAAGUGGAGAUAGGAGGUUACCUUCUUCCAAAGGGGACAUGGGUAUGGUUAGCUCUUGGAGUUCUAGCAAAAGACCCAAGUAACUUUGCAGAGCCAGAAAAGUUCAUACCAGAGAGGUUUGACCCCAAAUGUGAAGAAAUGAAACGAAGGCAUCCUUAUGCAUUCAUACCAUUCGGAAUUGGUCCCCGGGCUUGUAUUGGUCAGAAAUUUUCCCUGCAAGAGAUCAAGCUUUCUCUGAUUCAUUUAUACAGGAAAUAUGUAUUUCGUCAUUCACCUAAUAUGGGAAAACCUGUAGAACUGGAAUAUGGUAUAGUUCUCAACUUCAAGCAUGGUGUCAAGCUUAGAGUCAUAAAGAGAACAUAGUAGAUAAAUUAUGUAAACCUAUUAGAUUAUCCUUGU
Gastrolobium bilobum is the source of this 1680-nucleotide messenger RNA. Its product is annotated as cytochrome P450 711A1-like. The transcript is spliced from 5 exons. Gene Ontology annotation, molecular function: heme binding; iron ion binding; monooxygenase activity. The record is from RefSeq and is a predicted model, not a curated record. Lineage: Eukaryota; Viridiplantae; Streptophyta; Magnoliopsida; Fabales; Fabaceae. Bases 34 to 1644 code for a protein of 536 amino acids.